AUGUCCGCGCCCACCAUCCUCGAACCCCAAGAUCCCACUCGAGACGCCGCCUUCAAGCAAGCUCUCCACGGUCAAACCGGGCAAACCGACCGUUCAUUCCUAAACCCAAUCUACAAAGACAAACACACGCUAAAACUAGCCGUAAAUGAAUAUUGCAAGCAUUGGGAUAACAAAGUUGCCGAGGAUGAAACUGCACUGGAUCGCGAUGCAAGACGCAAGGAUUAUGCGACGCUGACUCGGCAUUACUAUGAUCUCGCGACUGAUCUGUAUGAAUAUGGAUGGUCCCAAAGUUUCCACUCCUGCCGCUUCACUCCAGGGGAGCCCCUAAAACAAGCCCGCGCCCGACACGAACACUAUCUCGCUCUAAAAAUGGGUCUCCAACCCAACCAACUCAUUCUCGACGUCGGGUGCGGGGUCGGGGGGACCGCGCAGGAAAUCGCCAAAUUCACCGGCUGCAACAUCGUAGGCUUGAAUAAUAAUGAUUACCAAAUCGAGUGA
Messenger RNA from Botrytis porri, 498 nucleotides. RefSeq lists its product as uncharacterized. The transcript has 2 exons. Gene Ontology annotation, molecular function: sterol 24-C-methyltransferase activity. NCBI's taxonomy places the organism in Eukaryota, Fungi, Ascomycota, Leotiomycetes, Helotiales, Sclerotiniaceae. Gene Ontology annotation, cellular component: endoplasmic reticulum. The coding region runs from base 1 to 498 and encodes 165 amino acids. Gene Ontology annotation, biological process: ergosterol biosynthetic process. The record is from RefSeq and is a predicted model, not a curated record.